Arctia plantaginis is the source of this 1440-nucleotide messenger RNA. Lineage: Eukaryota; Metazoa; Arthropoda; Insecta; Lepidoptera; Erebidae. The record is from the annotation of a GenBank genome assembly.
AUGUCGGAUAUAGAAGAACCGCCGAGUAAAAUGUCUAAAUACGAGGAGUAUUUGGAUGAAACAGAGGAGGGCUUGGAAGAAGGACAAGAGGAGUGGCUCAGCGAAGGUGUCUUAACUGAUGAUGAUUAUCACAUUUCAACAGCUGAUCAGGACAAGACUGACUCUAAUCUAGAGGAGACGACGCAGGAAGACCAUGAUACUAUGACGAGCAACCCAGAGAUGGAGACUUUAGACGAGACUAACGGAUCAGAGAAGGGAGCUGACCAGAAAUUAGAAGAUACCCUGAACAAUUUGGAUUCGAAGCAUGAACUGCCAGAAGAUUUAGAUGCAUUCCUUGUAAGAAAGACUGACCUCCAAUCAUUAGAAAACAAGAUAAAAAAAGAAAUUAAAGAAGACGACGAUGGGAAUGACACAGACGAUCUUCUGCGUCUUCUAGAAGACAAUCAGCAAGUAAAGAAGAAAGCUAUAAAGCUAGUUAAGACUGGGAAGAACGAAAAUCAAGUGUCCAGUGACGAUGACGAGUUUAUUUACGAACGCAGUAAAGUGAAGACUCUGAAACUGGCCAAGAAUGCUUUAAUCAAACGAAUACCCUCCAAGGCUGAGCCAGAGCACAGUGACACGGACGAUGAAACUGACGCGUCUUCAGAUGGUGGUAACACUAUGCAGAGAAUGUUCGGUGUGAAGGGAGAGCUGAAGAAGACAUCAAAGAAACCCAACGAACAGAGUAAGAGAGUAGUAAAACAUGUUGCUCAAGUUAAAAACACACACAAUAAACCAAAACCACAGCACAAAAGUAUAUUAAAACAGACACCAAAUAAACCUAAGAUUGAAAACAAAUCUGUAAAGAUGACAGAUGUCAAAACACCGACGCUAUUUAAAUCGAUGGGCAAAGAUGUCAGCAAGACGCAGAAAACGGUCAAGAUAGACCCAAAGGCUACAGACAAUAAAAAUGGACAUAAGAAACAUUUCGACGAAGAUAAAAUGGAAGAACAGGAUGAAAUAAUUGAUGGCGAGGAGUUUUUAGAAGAUGACAACUUUGAAUUAGAUGAAGAGGAAUUCGCUGAAGAAUCAGAGACGGAGAUCUCGAUGAAACAGUGCAUCAUGAAGCCGGAAAUGAUGGAUGAGGAGGUGCCAAGUGACGAUGAGAGCCGCUCUGAAGAUGGCAGCUUAUACGACGAGUUACCGUCUUCAGAUUCAGAGGACUUCGACGACUGGUUCACGCUGGACAUCAGAUCAGAACGGGCGUCCGACUACCUGCCUUUACUUGGCGCGGGCGCGGGCGCGCUGCUGGGGGCGGAGCGGCGCCGCGCGGAGGGGCGCGUGGCGACGCUGCGCGAGUCGCUGUCGGCGCUCACCGACGCGGCGCGGCGCCAGGCCGACGCGCUGCGCAGCGCCGCCAUGGCGCUCGCCGAGAUCGACGACACGCUGCGCGCCGCCUGA